This is a messenger RNA of Halichondria panicea, 908 nucleotides long. Its product is annotated as ras-related protein Rab-2A. Gene Ontology annotation, cellular component: Golgi apparatus. The transcript is spliced from 7 exons. Bases 117 to 764 code for a protein of 215 amino acids. NCBI's taxonomy places the organism in Eukaryota, Metazoa, Porifera, Demospongiae, Suberitida, Halichondriidae. Gene Ontology annotation, molecular function: GTPase activity; GTP binding. Gene Ontology annotation, biological process: vesicle-mediated transport. The record is from RefSeq and is a predicted model, not a curated record.
UGGGUGGUGCAGUUUAUCACGUGACAAAUUUGGAAUUGGAAGUGAAGCUGUCAAGUUAAGCUAAUAGUAUAGUAUAUAUAUUAGUGCAGUACUGUUUAAUUUCCAGAGCUACAGCAAUGUCUUACGCCUAUCUUUUUAAGUACAUCAUUAUCGGGGACACAGGGGUUGGCAAGUCAUGCCUUCUACUGCAGUUCACAGACAAGAGAUUUCAACCAGUACAUGACCUGACUAUUGGAGUGGAGUUUGGAGCACGAAUGAUCAACAUCGAUGGUAAACAGAUCAAACUCCAGAUUUGGGAUACGGCCGGACAAGAAUCGUUCCGCUCCAUCACACGGUCGUACUACAGAGGGGCGGCCGGUGCUCUGCUGGUCUAUGAUAUCACAAGACGAGAGACUUUUGAUCACCUGACCACAUGGCUUGAAGAUGCAAGACAGCACUCUAGUUCUAACAUGGUCAUCAUGCUUAUUGGAAACAAAAGUGAUCUUGAUGCAAAGAGAGAAGUGAAAGCAGAAGAGGGUCUGGCGUUUGCUAAAGAACAUGGGCUGGUGUUCAUGGAGACCUCUGCUAAGACAGCUGCCAAUGUGGAGGAAGCCUUCAUAAACACUGCCAAAGAAAUCUACACAAAGAUUCAAGACGGAGUUUUUGAUGUCAAUAAUGAGGCUAAUGGUAUAAAGCUGGGACCCCAACACCAGACCGGAGGAACUGUUCGACCAGGAACAUCAGAGCCGGGCAAGCAACAGCAGGGAGGCGGCGGUUGCUGUUGAAAAUGUACAACUGAUAGCUUUUAUUACAGAAUACUUAUGUGUUGUUUGGUAAUAUCACGCUCCUUGCAUUUAAACAGCACUGUUCAGUUGUUGUACAUGUGCUACAUAUCAUGAUGGUGGAAAAGAUAUUUCUGUUUGUCUGUA